Molecule: messenger RNA, 1269 nt
Organism: Camelina sativa (false flax)
Lineage: Eukaryota; Viridiplantae; Streptophyta; Magnoliopsida; Brassicales; Brassicaceae
Product: F-box/FBD/LRR-repeat protein At5g56420-like
Molecular function (GO): protein binding
Source: RefSeq, a predicted model, not a curated record
AUGGACAAAAUUAGUCAUUUGUCGGAUGAUUUACUAAUCAAGAUAUUAUCAUUAGUUCCAACAAAAGAUGCCAUCGCCAUGAGCACUUUGUCUAAACGAUGGAUGUCUCUUUGGACAUUGGUGCCAAGACUUGUCUUUGAUGAUUACUCAGACUCAGAGUCAGAGGAUGAAGAGAAUCAAUCCAGAAACUUGGCGCAGUUUGUUUCCGGGACGUUGCUGUUACAUAAAGCAGCGGUUCUUGAAAGCUUUCAUCUCAACAUUGCUUCUUCAGAAUGUAGCGGUUCCGAGGUUGGUCUAUGGGUUAGAAUCGCAGUUGAUCGUUUAAUCCGUGAUCUCAAGAUAAGUUUUUAUAAUGAUCAUAGCCCUGUUAGGUUGCCAAGUAGGCUUUUUAGAUGUGAGACUAUUGAGACUUUGGAACUCUGUAGAGUGAUUGCUUUGGAAGUACCUUCUUGUUUUAGCUUUCGUUCUCUCAAGAACUUACGCCUUCUCUCUGUGAGGUACUCAGAUGAGGGAUCUUUCUCUAGGUUUAUAUCAAACUGUCCUGUUCUUGAAGAUUUGGUUGUGGAAACUUGUGACGAGGACAAUGUGGUGACAUUCACUGUUAAUGUGCCGUCCCUACAGAGUUUAUCCGUUUCUCGUACAUUACGAGAUUUACCAAAUCCUGAUGAAGUGUUUGUGAUACAUUCCCAUGGUUUGAAGCAGUUGAAAGUUGUGGACUACUAUGGUGAACUUCAUCUGAUAGGUAAUUUGCCCAAACUUGUAGAGGCAAAUCUUCAAUACGAGUGCCUCUAUGCCAAGGUUCUGGAACCUUUUACCUCUGUCAAGCGUCUUUAUCUCUGCUUAUUUGGAGAGGCUCAGUAUCUUACUGGUACCGUUCUAUCCCAGCUUGUAUGUUUGGAGCUAUGUACCUGUGAAGAUAACUGGACUAAAGUGCUUGUGAGUGUGCUCCAGCACGCCCCUAAACUACAAGUUCUCAAGCUUGAGCUGAACCAGGACCAUUGUCUAGCUACGGUUCGUGAUGUUUGUUGGAUCCAGCCCGAGCGUGUUCCUGAAUGUUUGUUGUACCAACUCAAAACACUUGAAUGGAGAAACUAUGGAGGAACACAAGUAGAGAAAGAAGUGGCCAUGUAUUUCUUGAAGAAUGCGAGCCGAUUAGUGACUGCAACUAUCUACCCUGACUCAGUCAAGUUGGCGCGCAAACAUAAGAUGUUUGAGAAACUGGAUAUUGCAACUAGGAGUUCAAGAGCUUGUGAGCUUAGAAUGGGAUAG